Messenger RNA from Chara braunii, 2365 nucleotides. The record is from the annotation of a GenBank genome assembly. Lineage: Eukaryota; Viridiplantae; Streptophyta; Charophyceae; Charales; Characeae.
UCCAGAUGCAGCGAUAAUUCCGGGCGUUUUAUUCGGGUGAACACAGUAGGCAUGGGCUGUGUGUAGCUUCUAGGGGCAAAUCAGCAAAAAGAUGGCUGCAGACGUCAUUGGUGAUCUCAUCAAAAUAUUUCAGCCAAAAUCAAAACGGCGACCGAGCUUUGGGCUUCAGACAGCUGGAUGGAAGGUGUAUGAAGGACCUGAAGCGAAAACGGUAGAAGCUGGACGCACAGGGUCAAGGAUUUGGAGGCCCGCAGUGAGGGAUACCCAACUUCCGGAGGAACGUCAUGGCUUCCAGUAUGACCUGGUUGUUAUUGGGGGUGGUUGUGGUGGACUAGCCUGUGCGAGAGAAGCUGCCAAGUUUGGAAAGAAGGUGGCUGUUUUGGACUACGUAUAUCCGAGCCCGGCCGGAACAGUGUGGGGUCUGGGAGGCACCUCUGUGAAUGUCGGGUGUAUUCCAAAGAUGCUGAUGCACCAUGCUGCAGUUGUUGGUGAGGCAAUUGUUGAUGCUCAGGAAGCUGGCUGGAAUGUGCGAGUGGAUGGUCAUGAUUGGAACAAGCUGGUGAUGAUGGUCCAGGACUACAUUAACUCGCUCAACUUGGGCUAUAAAAUUGCCUUAAGGGAUGCCAAGAUUGACUACAUCCAUGCGUAUGGCCGGUUUGUGGACGCACAUACAGUAGAGUGCAAAGAUAGGAGAGCAGGGGUGCGAGCUAUAACAUCACGGCGCUUUGUUAUUGCUGUUGGUGGGCGUCCUCGAUACAUGGGAGUUGACGGGGAUAAAGAAUUUUGUAUUACGAGUGACGACCUGUUUGCAUGGGAUAAGCCCCCUGGAAAGACCCUUUGCGUGGGGGGCAGCUUUGUGGCUUUGGAAAUUGCAGGAUUCCUGACAUCUCUAGGUUUUGGUGUGACGGUUUUUGCCAGGUCCGUUUUCCUUCGUGGGUUUGAUCAGCAAGCAGCAGAGCAUGUCGUGAGCUACAUGGAACACCAGGGGACAAAAAUGAUCGCCAAUUCAGUGCCGAUCAAGUUUGAGAGGGACGAGAAGGGUAAGGUUUUGGUAACAUACAGUGAGCGAAAGAGCGAUGUUUUUCGGAAGGAAGUGUUUGACACUGUCAUCAUUGCAGUUGGCCGAGAUGCACUGACACUUGACUUGAGACUGGACAAAGCUGGAGUGGAGUUCAACCAAUCCACAGGCAAGAUACGGGCUGUACAUGAACAGACAAAUGUGAAACAUAUCUAUGCAGUCGGAGAUGUUCUCGAAGGGAAGCAGGAGCUUGCGGCCGUCGCAAUAAAAACAGGGACAUUGCUCGCAAAGCGGCUGUUCGGGGGGGGCAAGGAAUUCACGGACUAUUGUGAGGUCCCUGCAACAGUCUAUACACCUCUUGAGUACGGCUGCAUUGGGAUGGCAGAAGAUGCAGCGGAGCAACAAUAUGGAGCUGAAAACAUUGAGGUCUAUGUAUCGUACUUGAAACCUAUGUUAUGGAACUUGAAUAAGAAGAUGCGACCUAAUGGGACAUAUCUGAGGGAAGACCAUGCAUGCUUUCUAAAGCUCGUCACCCUUAUUCCAGAAAAGGAACGCAUCAUCGGGCUCCAUAUUGUUGCCCCCAACGCAGGAGAGAUUGUUGGGGGCUACGCUGUUGCGCUUAAGCUUGGAGCUCGGAAGGAAGAUUUUGACGCAUCAGUGGGCGUUCAUCCCUCAAUCAGUGAGGAGUUCACGCUUAUGAAGGUGACAAAGCGCUCUGGCGGAAACCCGUACAAGCCAGCAUGUGUAUAGAACGGAGCUGCAGCCACCACAUGGAUCAGGCACAGUAUCUAAUAAGAUUGAAGGUUACAGUUCACAGUUCUGUUGCCAUAACGAAGAGGCGCUGAAAUGAAAGACGAUCAGCUUCCGGUUGUGAGCAAGUCAAAUCGCCAUUCAACAUCGCAUAGCCGUGCCAUGCAUCUGAAAGCACCUGACAAUUUCCAAUCGGCCGCAAUAGCUGCCAGGCAACGUGCGCACCUCAAAAACAACAACCCUUUUUGUGUGUUUCUCCCUUACAGGUCAGCAGAACCACAUAGACGGCGCAAGAAGAGUAGUCAGACGGCACACCAAGACUUUGAUCCAUGUAACAAGAUGACACAGGUGCACCAACAAGAUGACAAAGAUGACACAGGUGCUCGCAUAUUUGGUAGGUGGGGUGUGAAUUAGAAUGGCUUGGGAGUGAGCGAUGAGAUGCUUGAGCGAUUGCAAUGAAGGUUCGUGCUACCGUCUUUGGCAUCACCCGAAUAUAACACCCGGCUAUUAUCUCUGGAACCUAGGCCGAAAGUUGCACCAAAUGCAGCUUACAAUGUCAGGGUCUUCUUUUCAAGUUUUGGACAUGCUAACAAUGUC